CAAGACUUGGGCGAGUACGAAUCUCUUAAAAAUUAUUGAAGAGCGAAGAACUCAAAUUGUAAAAUCAAAUGAAAAAAUCGAUAGUAAUGAUCUUUUAACUAAAUUCUUAACCGCUAAUGAGAAAAUUAGUGAUGAUGAUAUUAGAGCUACUAUUAUGGAUCUUCUUUUAGGUGGAACUCUUACAACUGCAAGUACAUUAUCUGCCAUCGUUUAUUACUUAGGCCAUAAUCCUAAAGUACAGAAACGUAUGGUACAAGAAUUGGAUGAUGUAUUGGGAAGUGAUCGUGAUAGUAACAUCACUAUUGAUCAAGUAAUUAAACUCGAAUAUACUGACGCUAUCUUCAAAGAAGCUUCCCGUUUAUUCCCUACUAUACCAGUUAAUUUACGUACUAACGCGGAACCGAAUGAAAUUGCGGGAUACAAAUUCCCGGCCAAAACACAAUUUUUUAUUGACGUAGAAAGAAUUCAUCGAUCACCCGACUACUGGACUGAUCCUGAUACGUUCAAUCCAGAUCGAUGGUUAAAUAAAUCUGACACUAAAAUGUACAGUAGUUACUAUCAAUUUGGAGGUGGUGCACGUGAAUGCCCAGGAAAGAAGAUGGCUUUGGCUGAAGUGAAAACUUUAAUAGCUUUAUUAUACAGGAAUUAUGAUAUAGAAUUGGUGGACAAAGUUUCACCAUUUAAUUAUAAGUAUGAUCUUAUUAAGAUGGUUCAAGGACUUGAAAUUAAAAUUAAACCUAGAAAUUAAAAUUAUAAAA
Molecule: messenger RNA, 758 nt
Organism: Rhizophagus irregularis DAOM 181602=DAOM 197198
Lineage: Eukaryota; Fungi; Glomeromycota; Glomeromycetes; Glomerales; Glomeraceae
Molecular function (GO): oxidoreductase activity, acting on paired donors, with incorporation or reduction of molecular oxygen; heme binding; iron ion binding
Source: RefSeq, a predicted model, not a curated record